Messenger RNA from Cryptomeria japonica (Japanese cedar), 1078 nucleotides. RefSeq names its product probable LRR receptor-like serine/threonine-protein kinase RKF3. Gene Ontology annotation, biological process: protein phosphorylation. The transcript has a single exon. The record is from RefSeq and is a predicted model, not a curated record. Gene Ontology annotation, molecular function: ATP binding; protein kinase activity. NCBI's taxonomy places the organism in Eukaryota, Viridiplantae, Streptophyta, Pinopsida, Cupressales, Cupressaceae. Gene Ontology annotation, cellular component: membrane.
GGCUAGCCAACUGAGGAAGCUGAUCCGGAAGUAUGAGAUCCUCAGCGAAAGCACCGGUUUGAUUUUCUUCAACAUGUCGGAGAUAAGGGAAGCCACUGGGAAUUUCUCAGAGUCGAAUCUUAUUGGGGAGGGGCGCUUCGGUAUGGUGUACAGAGGAACUCUGGCAGACGGAAGGCGAAUAGCUGUGAAGAGAUCUAAGGACUUGAAGCAGAGAGCGGAAGAGGAAUUUAGCCACGAGAUCCAAGUCAUCAGCAACACCAAGCACCGGAACUUGCUCCCUCUCAAAGGUUACAGCGUGGGGGUCAUCGGCCAAGUGCCGGACCAGGUUCUGGUCUACGACUUCAUCGAGAACGGGAGCCUGGCGGAUUAUUUCUUCAGCUCCACGCGUCCGUGCCUGACAUGGCCGCAACGGUUCAAGAUCUUGGUGGGAAUAGCGAGGGGUCUGGCGUACCUGCACGAAGACGCGAAGCCGGCGAUUCUUCACAGGGACGUGAAGGCGGCGAACGUUCUGCUGGACGAGGAGCUCAGCCCUCUCGUGGCGGAUUUCGGGAUGGCGAAAUUCAAGACGGCAGGCAAGACGCACUACACCACGCGCACCGUGGGCACGAUGGGCUACGUGGCUCCCGAGUAGGCGCUCUACGGUUACCUUAACGACAAGAGCGACGUCUUCAGCUUUGGCAUCAUUAUGCUCGAGCUCUUGACUGGCCGCAGGGCUUUCGACUCGCGCACUGAUCGUCUUGAGCACGUCCUCGUUUCCGACUGGGUGGUGGACAUGAGUCAGAUUGGGAAAUCUGAAGAAAUAAUAGAUGAGAGGAUUAGGCAUUCCGGUAACAGGCAAAGUAUGGAGAAGGUGUUGUUGCUGGCGCUGCAGUGCGCCCACCCGAGAGUUGGGCGCAGGCCUUCCAUCGGAGAGGUGUUGUUGAUUCUGGAAGGCAUGGAGAGCCCUUCGUCAAACAUGAUUUGUACACUGCAGAGCAUGGAGGUGGACCUGGAAUCCUCCUUGAAUAACAGAGGCGACUUUACGUGGCUUAUAUCUUCCCACACUGCAGACGGGGCCGUCCAAUUAGCUAAUUUUUAG